Molecule: messenger RNA, 1883 nt
Organism: Ricinus communis (castor bean)
Lineage: Eukaryota; Viridiplantae; Streptophyta; Magnoliopsida; Malpighiales; Euphorbiaceae
Product: aspartic proteinase CDR1
Exons: 1
Coding region: 453-1829 (458 amino acids)
Cellular component (GO): extracellular region
Source: RefSeq, a predicted model, not a curated record
UACUUUCUCUUGAUUAUUUCUAUUUUCAUUGAAAAUUCAUUAUUUACUAUACAAAUCUUGUCAAUUUAGAUGCUGAGAAUGAUGCAUUAUCCAAUCUAGGACACUUUCUCUCAGUUUUUAAACAAAGAACAUAGGCCUGCAAUUUUGGGCAGAACGGAGGUGUGAAAAGGACUAACUUAAUAUGCCUUUCUAUCUCUCUUUACAGUAGUCUACAAACCUUGAAAGAAGUAGAAUGGAAUAAAAAUGAGAAGGACAGACCUAACUGCAGCGUAGCAUGUGCACGCUGCCUAAAUUUCUGUAUUCUUGUUGUCACUCUUUUUGCCUGGAACCUGUAAUCAUGCUUGUUUUGAUCUCACACAAGAUUCAGCAUCCAUUAUACUCCCCCUUCUUUCAGGAAACUAUUUCCCCUUAUAUACCAUUUUCAGAUUCUCUAUCCAUUGCCAAGUCCUAGUAUGCAUAUGAUGAUCCUGAAAUACACAACUAUGACAGUCGUUGUAACAUUUCAUACCCUUCUAUUUUUUGCGUUAUUGAUAAUUUUAUCAAUCGCUACUCUGUCUGCUUUUGCUCAUGUUAAAGCAGACAAUUUUGGUUUCACUGCUGAACUUAUUCGUCGGGAUUCACCAAAUUCUCCCUUCUACAAUGCUUUGGAAGCCGCUGCUACUCGCUCAACAAAUGCUUCGCAACAUUAUGAUGCUCGAAUCGGUCGCUUCAAUCUGAUGUCAGACUCUUACUAUGCAUCCCAAUCUGAAUUAAACUUUUCUAAGGGCAACUACCUCAUCAAGAUUUCAGUUGGUACACCACCGGCUGAAAUUCUAGCCCUUGCAGAUAUAACUGGUGAUCUGACAUGGCUACCGUGCAAAACGUGUCAAGAUUGCACUAAGGAUGGCUUUACCUUUUUCCCCUCGGAAUCCAGUACUUAUACAAGUGCUGCCUGCGAAUCAUAUCAGUGCCAGAUUACAAAUGGAGCAGUCUGCCAGACCAAAAUGUGCAUAUACCUAUGUGGUCCUCUUCCUCAACAGCGAUCUAGCUGUACAAAUAAAGGUUUAGUUGCCAUGGAUACAAUCAGCUUUCAUUCCAGCAGCGGUCAGGCUCUUUCCUAUCCUAACACUAAUUUUAUUUGUGGAACAUUCAUUGAUAAUUGGCAUUACAUUGGAGCUGGCAUUGUUGGUCUUGGUCGCGGUUUGUUUUCCAUGACAUCCCAAAUGAAGCAUCUGAUAAAUGGGACUUUUUCUCAAUGCCUGGUGCCGUAUUCUUCAAAACAAUCCAGCAAAAUAAACUUUGGUUUGAAAGGUGUGGUUUCAGGUGAAGGAGUAGUUUCUACACCUAUAGCAGACGAUGGCGAAUCGGGCGCUUAUUUCCUUUUUCUAGAAGCAAUGAGUGUAGGAGGCAACAGAGUAGCAAAUAAUUUCUAUUCUGCACCAAAGUCUAACAUUUAUAUAGAUUGGAGGACUACUUUUACAUCCUUGCCACAUGAUUUCUAUGAGAAUGUAGAAGCAGAAGUUAGAAAGGCUAUAAACCUGACACCAAUAAAUUAUAACAACGAAAGAAAGCUGUCACUUUGCUACAAGUCAGAAUCUGAUCACGAUUUCGAUGCUCCUCCUAUCACAAUGCAUUUUACCAAUGCAGAUGUGCAAUUAAGUCCUUUGAACACCUUCGUGAGAAUGGAUUGGAACGUCGUUUGCUUUGCUUUUCUUGAUGGUACUUUCAAUGCUACUAAACGAAUCACCCAUGCUGUCUAUGGAAGCUGGCAACAGAUGAACUUCAUAGUAGGUUAUGACCUCAAGUCAAGCACUGUAUCUUUCAAGCAAGCUGACUGCACCCUGUAUUAAUUAGUUUCUACUUUCUAUGUACAAUUUUUCCUUAAACCCAUUUCUUUUCGAACA